This is a messenger RNA of Vicia villosa (hairy vetch), 2902 nucleotides long. Its product is annotated as probable inactive leucine-rich repeat receptor-like protein kinase At3g03770. The coding region runs from base 360 to 2651 and encodes 763 amino acids. The transcript has 7 exons. Gene Ontology annotation, molecular function: ATP binding; protein binding; protein kinase activity. Gene Ontology annotation, biological process: protein phosphorylation. The record is from RefSeq and is a predicted model, not a curated record. NCBI's taxonomy places the organism in Eukaryota, Viridiplantae, Streptophyta, Magnoliopsida, Fabales, Fabaceae.
UACAUUAUCCACUUGUGACCACUAUGGUUUCUACAUUAAUUCUAAUAUAAAUGCCUCUGUCUUUGUACCCAAAAACUAAAAUAAAUGCCUUUGUCUUUUUCCAUGGUACAACAUUUUCACUUGUCUUCAUUCAUCCCAUCAUUAAAAAAACAUCAAAUUUUCCAAAACCAGUGAUGCAUUGUUUCAAAUUUUAUAGCAAAAUCAUCUUCUUAGUAGUUUCCUUUUGAAAGUAUCUAUGUUGUUCUUUGAAAAAUCUUUGAACUUUGACUGAUCAUAGUUUUAAAUUACAGUCUGCAACCGCAAUUGCGACCAGAUAGAUCAUAUAUCUGGUGUGCAUAGUUUUUCAAGUUGGUGAUUCAAUGAGGUACUUUUGCUUUGAUCUUUUGAUUCUUACAUGGCUUUUAUUGUUCAUCUCAAAUAGUGAUGAGUUAGAACAAGAUCAAAGCCAAGCUUUGUUACAAUUAAGAAUGUUUUUGGAGUAUCCUUCUUCAUUACAAAUUAUGGAAAAUUACAAUGUUGAUUUUUGUUAUCUUCCUUUAUCUUCAAAUUUGAGCAUUAAAUGUGAAGAUAAUUCAAUAAUUGAGCUCAAAAUUUUUGGUGAUAAAUCAUUGAAACCCUCCUCAAGUUUCAAUGGAUUUGCAAUUCCAAAUCAAACACUAUCCAUGAAUUUCUCAAUUGAUUCAUUUUUCACCACAUUGACAAAGUUGAAAACCCUAAAGGUUCUUACUUUGGUUUCAUUAGGGAUUUGGGGGAAACUUCCUAAUAAGAUUGAUUCUCUUAGUUUGCUUCAAGUUUUGGAUUUGAGUUCAAAUUUCCUAUUUGGUUCCAUUCCACCAAAAGUCUCAACAAUGGUGAAUCUUCAAUCACUAACACUUGAUGAAAAUUAUUUCAACACCACUUUGCCUAAUUGGUUUGAUUCUUUGCUUAACCUAACUUUCUUGAGUUUGAAGAAAAAUCACUUCAAGGGUUCAUUUCCAUUUUCGCUAUGCAAAAUCAAGAAACUCGAAGUUAUUUCUUUGUCACAAAACGAACUAUCGGGGGAAUUGCCUAGUUUCGAUUCUCUUAAUGGUUUGCAUGUUUUGGAUUUGAGAGAAAACCGUUUCGAAUUUGACCUACCGCGUCUGCCGAAAUCCGUGGUCACGGUUUUGUUUAGCAAUAACUCAUUUUCGGGAGAGAUUCCUAAGAAAUUUGGCGAAUUGAAUCAUCUUCAACAUUUAGAUCUUUCGUCAAAUCGUCUUGAGGGCACGCCGCCUUCGACAUUGUUCUCUCUGUCGAAUUUAAGUUACUUGAGUCUAGCAAACAAUGUGCUAAGUGGUGAGUUUUCUGAUAAACUUGAUUGUGGUGGAAAACUCGGUUAUGUCGAUAUUUCUAGCAACAAGUUAAGUGGUUUACUUCCUUCGUGUUUGGCGAAUAGUUCAGAUGGUAGAGUUGUUAGAUAUGGUAGAAACUGUUUAUCUGUUGAGGCUCAGAAUCAGCAGAGAGGUUCUUAUUGUAAGGAUUUCGGUUCGAGAUGGGAGAAAUUCAAGAUAUUGAAAGUGGUUGCAAUAGUGGCUAUUGUUGUUGGAUUUGUUCUUGUGGUUUUGGUUUUUGGAGUUUUGGUGUGUAAAAAAUGUCAUUUGAUGAAGAAAAGUAGAAAGGAAGUGCUGGUAAAGACUGUUCAAGAUAAAUCCGCAACUGGCGUUUCAUCGGAAGUUCUUGCAAAUGCAAGAUUUAUUUCUCAAGCAGUGAAGCUAGGGACACAAACUAGUCCAAUCUGCAGACAAUUUUCUAUCCAAGAGUUGAAGGAAGCUACCAAAAACUUUAGUUUGUUAACUUGUAUUGGUGAUGGCUCCAUAGGAAAGCUGCAUAAAGGUAAACUAGAGAAUGGAGCUUAUGUGGUGAUAAGAUCAUUUGUUCUGUCAAAGAAAUGUUCAAUUCAAAAUCUUAAAGCUAAGUUGGAUUUACUCUCAAAGCUUGAACAUCCAAAUUUGGUUAGUCUUUUGGGUCAUUGUAUUGAUGGUGGCGAACAAGAUGAUUCGAGCACACAAAAACUUCAUCUUGUAUAUGAAUAUGUGCCAAACGGAGAUUAUCAUACUCGUCUAUCAGAAUAUUCUGCAGAAAAAGCACUUAAGUGGCCUGAUAGACUAGCGAUUUUGAUUGGAGUUGCAAAGGCAGUUCAUUUCUUACAUACCGGUGUUAUACCGGGAUGUUUUAGCAACGAGUUAAAAACAAAGAAUGUGUUACUUGAUGAACACUGCAUUCCUAAACUAAGUGACUAUGGUAUGUCCAUUAUCAGUGAAGAUAUUGAAAAGUUUGAGACAAAGAGUGAGAAGAAGUCAAAAUCAUGUCAAAGGACAAAGGAUAACGAUGUUUACAAUUUCGGGUUCAUAUUGUUGGAAUCACUUGUUGGACCCAUUACAUGCGACAAAGGUGAAACAUAUUUCCUAAAUGAAAAGGCAUCUUUUGGAAGUGAAGAUGGAAGAAGAAAGAUUGUGGAUCCAAUAGUGUUAACAACAUGUUGUCAAGAAUCACUAUCAAUUGCAAUAUCUAUAACAACCAAAUGUAUAUCUCAAGAAUCUUCAUCUCGUCCUUCUUUUGAGGAUGUUCUAUGGAAUUUACAGUAUGCAGCUCAAGUUCAAGCCACAGCAGAUGCAGAUCAAAAAUCAGAUUAAGAUUUAACUUCAUAGGUGCAUAGAAAGAAUUCAGGGGUUUAUUAGUAAAAAGAUAUUCGAGAUGUUAAUUAUCAUUGCAAAUAUAAAGUUGACUAUAGUAUAGUAUAGCUGUAAAAAUGUUUGUAGCAUUUUAAUGUUUCUUCUAGAGUUUUGAUAAGAUAUAAAUAGUUUGAAUAUAUGUAUCAGUAGUUCUGUACCAAAGAAUUUUCUUAUCCUUCAAUACUUUUUUUUUUUUACCAGAAAAGUCAUAA